Molecule: messenger RNA, 1344 nt
Organism: Leptopilina heterotoma
Lineage: Eukaryota; Metazoa; Arthropoda; Insecta; Hymenoptera; Figitidae
Product: MFS-type transporter clz9-like
Exons: 2
Coding region: 1-1344 (447 amino acids)
Cellular component (GO): nucleus
Molecular function (GO): DNA binding
Source: RefSeq, a predicted model, not a curated record
AUGGAUUCGAAAGAAUCAACUUCAAGCGAUUCUAAAAAGAAAAAGAAUGUUAAUAAUCUAUUGAAAUCGAAGGUGAAGAAAGUCAAAAUAAAAAAAGGAGCCGUAUCAGUUAAAAGUUUACAAAAUAAAAUCACAAAGGAGAAACAAACCAGAAAAAAAUAUUCUUCAGAAGCUUUAGAGAGAGGUAUUUUAGCUGUGAAACAUGGAGUAAAUCUUCGAAAAGCAGCAAGUGAGUGUGGAGUGCCAGCUUCAACUUUGUGUAGAAAAGUGAAUUGCCCAAAUAAAAGUGAGAGAAGAUCAGGUCCACCAACAGUUUUAUCGGAAAAUAUUGAACAUAAUAUAGUAAAUUGGAUGAUUCAUAGGUCGAAAACUGGAUCUCCAGUUAACAAAAACGAACUUUUGGAUUCUAUUCAAUCUUAUUUAAACUUCGAAAGAAAAGAAACUCCAUUUAAAGAUAACAGACCGGGUCGCAGUUGGUUUGACCAUUUUAUGAAACGAUAUCCAAAUGUAACUGUGAGGAAAGCUCAGAAUCUAACAGCUGCGCGUGCAGCAGUUACAGAAGAAGAUCUACGGGAGUGGUUUGAAGAGAUCCGUCUUUACCUCGAAGAAAAUGCAUUAUUGAAUUUACCUCCUUCAAACAUUUUUAAUUGUGAUGAGACCAGUAUGGAAUUGUGUCCAGCUACAACAAGAGUAUUUGCAGAAAAAGGGUCGAAAACUGUGUAUAAUAUUAUUGAUGGGUCUGGCAAGGAAUGUUAUACAGCAUUAUUUAUGUUCGGCGCAGAUGGAAGACGAGCUCCACCAAUGCUCAUGUUCAAGGGUAAAACAAAGAUUUCCAAAAAUAUUCUACAACACACACCAAGCGAUUGGGGACUUGGAAUAUCCGAAAAUGGCUGGAUGACAGCAGAUAGUUUUCACGAAUAUUUCACUAUGGUUUUUUAUCCUUGGCUUACAAAAGAGGACACAAAGUUUCCUAUACUUGUGUAUAUGGAUGGCCAUGCCUCGCACAUAUCGAUUCCUUUAUUGUCUUUUUGUAGAGAAAAACAAAUUCAUCUGAUUUUAUUAUUUCCAAAUUCUACUCAUCUGAUACAACCUCUUGAUAUUGCAUAUUUUCAUCCAUUGAAAAAUUUGUGGAGAGAAAUGGUUCCAAUCUGGAAGAGAACAAGUAAUGCUUCUGAAGUGACGAAAGAAAAUUUCCCAGCUGUUUUAAAAUUGACAGUAGAUUCUUAUAAAGAUGAAGCUAAAACAGUUAUUAGUGGAUUUAAAAGAGCUGGAUUGGUUCCUUUCAACCCUGAUGCUGUCAACUACAAUAUUUUAGAUAAAAGAAAGGAAAGUGUCCAAAACUAA